AUGAAAUUCUCAACCCUCUUCCUCGUAACCCUCACCACCGUCGCAACCGCAACCCCCAUCAUCUCCCUCGAACUAGAAGAACGACAAAUCAUGACCGACAACCCAACAGAUAUCUGUGACGCAUGCAUCAUUUUAGUCAAUCUCUACAUCAAGGUGAACCUCUGCAGCCCCAGAGAAGUACAGAAGCAAGAAGGUGCUUGUUGGGAUAAAUCAGUGUGCAAGGCUGUUAAGAAGAGUUUGCUGUGUAAAGGCGCUUGUGGGUUUCCGUGUCAAGAGCUUUCCCAUCAAGUCCCCAUCGUCAUCAUAAUCAUGCAUCGUUUCGCAUCUUUGACAGCCCUCUUCUUCCUCAUCUUCACGACAAUCGUCGUCGCACACCCACUCGCCGCAACACCUCCUCUCGGCCAGCCAAUUCCAAAUCCCCCGUCUUUCCCACCCAUAUACUACAAAGAAACGGUCGUGCCCGUCCCUAGACAUGAGGCGCACAUGUGCAAAUACAGAGUGAAGUACUGCUAA
Molecule: messenger RNA, 513 nt
Organism: Alternaria rosae
Lineage: Eukaryota; Fungi; Ascomycota; Dothideomycetes; Pleosporales; Pleosporaceae
Exons: 3
Coding region: 1-513 (170 amino acids)
Source: RefSeq, a predicted model, not a curated record